CUCCACUUCGUCUCUUGCUCAAGUAGCAAGCCACUGACAGCAACAGCCACACACAGACAAAAGAGAGAGAGAGAGAUCGGAGAACACACAGAUCCGUCCUCUGUAGAUCGCCUACACAGUGUCAGAAAUAGAGCUGAGUUUAAGGCAGGUACGUACAAAGCGUCUGCAUGAGACCCUGGGCGGUGCACUAAUAUACAAUCUAAGAGAGGAUACAGGUUGAUUGACUAACAUCAAGAAGGAAAACGUGACGACAACAAAAAGGAAAGAAGAAAAAGAGGAAGAAGAGACCGAGAUGUACACUGAAAUGGCCUAUCUAUUAACGGUGUGCCCCUAAACCAAUCAUAAAACCUACUCUACUGUGCUAGGAUGUAAGAUCAAUGGAGUGAGACUGGAGAGAAUUACAUCCAUCCGAAGAAGACAGAAAAGGGAUUUUGAGAUACUCGUGCGACUACUUCACAAGACAGGAUAUGAAGAAACAGAGCAUGCUUCAUCUUUGAGACAAUUUAUUUUUCAAAAUUCAACUAAACCCUUGGUUCUCCUGUCACAUGAACUUAAGAGAUAAGUGAGAGACUGAUAUUAAUAACGGACUGAAAGUCUACAUCACAGUGAAUCUGCAUUAAAUUAUAUCAGUUUAAUUAUGAAAAUGGGACAGAUUGCAAUAUUUCUUCUGCACACGCAUCUGCUGCUUGGAGUCGGAAGCUCCCUGGUCAUUCAGUCCAUGCCCUGGAGAGUGCCCUGCCCUCACCAGUGUGUCUGCCAAAUCAAGCCCUGGUACUCUCCCCAGUCUGUGUACAGAGAGGCUCCUACAGUAGACUGCAAUGACCUGCUACUUAUCCAGCUGCCCACUUCCCUCCCUCAAGAGACACAAACCCUCCGGCUGCAAAGUAACCUCAUCAGUUCUGUCGACCAGAGUGAACUCCAGGGUCUUGUCAAUCUGACAGAGUUGGAUCUCUCCCAUAACAGCUUUACCAGUACCCGGACCCUGAGGAUAACUGACCUGCCAGCUCUUCUCAGCCUACACAUGGAGGAAAACCAGCUGAGACACCUCCCAGAAGCAGCUUUCUUUGGUCUCCCUAGCUUGCAGGAGUUGUACCUCAAUCACAACAGGCUUCGAAGCAUCUCCCCUGGGGCCUUCAAGGGUCUGGAUAAACUUCUAAGGCUUCAUCUCAACUCUAAUCGAUUGGUUGUAAUUGACCGGCGUUGGUUCCAUGCUUUGCCACAAUUGGAGGUUCUCAUGAUUGGUGGAAACCCUGUGGACACUAUUCAGGACCUACAUUUUAAACCGCUGAGCUCUUUGCGCAGUCUAGUCCUGGCAGGCAUGGGCUUGCGUGAGAUCUCAGAGCGAGCGCUAGAAGGGCUUCAAAAUUUGGAAAGCAUUAGCUUUUAUGAUAACCAUCUAAUAAAAGUUCCAAAAGAGGCAUUGCAAAAGUUGCCGGGUCUGAAGUUCCUUGACUUGAACAAGAAUCCCAUUCAGCUAGUGCAGAGGGGAGACUUUCAAAAUAUGCUUCACCUGAAAGAGCUUGGCUUAAACAACAUGGAAGAGCUGAUCUCUAUUGAGCACUCAGCAAUGGAAAAUUUGCCUGAACUGACCAAACUGGAGAUCACAAACAAUCCACGGCUCUCCUAUAUCCACCCUCAGGCCUUCCAAAAGUUGUCAAGUAUGGAAAGUCUAAUGCUGAACAGUAAUGCCUUGAGUGCCCUGCAUAGCCAGACAGUAAGGUCGCUGCCCAGACUUCAAGAAAUCAGCUUGCACACCAAUCCUAUUCGCUGUGACUGCCUGAUCCGCUGGGUGGGAGCCGACAAUGACAAGCCGGUCCGUUUCAUUGAGCCUCAAUCCACAUUCUGCUCUGAGCCUCCUGAGCUUAAAGCCCGACGAGUUAAAGAAGUCUCAUUCAGAGAGAUGGCAGACAGCUGCCUACCCUUGAUUGCCCCAAGCACAUUCCCCUCUAACAUUGAAGUCAAACAUGGAGACAACAUAGCCUUGCACUGUCGGGCACUGGCAGAGCCAGAGCCAAGUAUCUACUGGGUCAUUCCCCAAGGUGUGAGAUUGACUCCAUCCAGCAGCUACGGGCGUUAUCAGGUUCUCACAGAAGGCACGUUAGAGAUUUUUGGAGUCACUGCUGAAGAGGCCGGAUUCUACACUUGUGUCGCACAGAACCUAGUGGGAGCUGAUACUAGAAGCUUGACUCUACAGGUGGAGGGAGGUGACCUGCUUCUUGCAAGUACUCAAAAGACAAUGGACAGCUUUGUAGUUCGAGAAGUCAAAGAAAGGUAUGCCUUACUAACCUGGCAAGCAAGCCGUAACGUCCCUACUGCACAUUUAUCAUGGGUGUCCAAUGGCAGUCUGGAUGCCCAUCAUAGGCACAGCACUCGAAUUCUAGCUGGCACCAGGAAAUUCAACCUAACCCAUCUGCAACCAGGCACUCAUUACAAAGUUUGUCUACACAUGGGGCCAAAUGACACCUCGUGUGUCCGUCUAAGGACCAAGGACGUGUCCAUGCCAGAUCCUUUACCAGACCUGACCCCAGCAGUCCUGCUGGCAGUUUCAGCUCUGCUCCUUUUAUUUGCGGCCAGAGCAUGUCAUGGGGGAGCCUCAUUCGGUUGGAAAGACCACAUGCCGGAGCUUGAGAAACCCCACACCACCAUUCUGACCCAGGAGGCGAAGGCUUUCAUGACUCCUCCAAUACUAGUAAAGUACCUGAAUCAGCAGGAUCCAGACAAAGUCCUAUCAGACGGCAGAGGGAAAGACCUCAGAAAUGCUUCACUGGGGCAAGAUGCUCGGGGGCUAUCAAAAGAGGCAUGCUGAGCAGAAUAAAGAGUUCAAGAAGGAUGGACAAGAAAAAAAAUCCCUGGAGUAUAAAUUUCACAAAGCUCACUUUACCGAUCUGACAGUCAAAACUACUGAACGUCUGAAACAUACAAAACUAGACAUUUAAGUGGCAGACCCGCUUCACAUAACAGCGACCUGGUUUCAAAGUAUAGCAUAAAAAAAAAAAAUGAUGUUUGUAUUUAUUUUGUAACAAAAAAAAGAUACAU
This is a messenger RNA of Sinocyclocheilus anshuiensis, 3036 nucleotides long. RefSeq names its product leucine rich repeat neuronal 2 (gene lrrn2). The transcript is spliced from 2 exons. NCBI's taxonomy places the organism in Eukaryota, Metazoa, Chordata, Actinopteri, Cypriniformes, Cyprinidae. The record is from RefSeq and is a predicted model, not a curated record. The coding region runs from base 638 to 2806 and encodes 722 amino acids. Gene Ontology annotation, molecular function: protein binding.